AUGCCAAGGACGAGGUCUCAGAGAAACGCUGGUGGAUCUAAGGGGAACGGGGGAAGCAGUCCCCAAAACCCCACACAGGGUCCAACUCCUGGAGAAGAGGGCGCGGGACUCUCGCGAAUUCCACCCGAGCAACUGGUCCAGACGGUGGCAGAAAACCUACCAACCUUUGACGCCAUUAUGAACUACCUUAAGGGGCAGACGGGAGGUCAUCCCGGUCAGGGGCCAAAGAGCCAAGGGGAUGGGUUGUCCGAAUCUCGGACGGGGAGCCCUAACCCCUGGCCCAAACGGGUGCGCCGGGAACUCACGCGUGACCAGGUCGACGUCGUGGAACCCUCUCACAAGCAUUCCCGAACUGAGCACCCGGAGCCCUACCGGAGGUAUUCCAAGGAGGAGCUUUCACCGCGGAAGGAGCAGCUCCAGGUACAGGAUGAGCUGGAUCUACUUUUGGACCCCGAGGCGGAUAGGUACAUCGUUUCCCCCUUUAUGCCGAACAUCGAGGACUACCCGUUGCCUGCGAAGUUUAAAAUACCAAGUAUGAAGUCUUACGAUGCGACGAUGGAUCCGGAGGAUCACUUGUUUGCCUUCAUGAGUCAAAUGCGUCUGCAAACUGCUGCAGAUGCGGUCAGGUGCAAAACCUUUCCAGUGUUUCUGGAGGGAAAGGCACGUCAAUGGUUCCAGGGGCUUCCCCCCAGGUCCAUCCGGUCCUUUGCCCAGCUAGCUCGACUGUUCGCAGCCCAGUUCGUUUCGUCACGAGCCUUCUCCAAGAGCACUGCGCAUCUGAUGACUAUUCAACAGAAGUCAGAGGAGUCCUUGCGCGAAUACAUGGUGCGCUUCAAUAACGAGUCCCUUCAGGUUCGAGAUCGCGACGACAAGGUGGCCAUGGCCGCCUUCAUCAACGGGCUGCGCAAACAGAAGCUCUACACCGAGCUCGUGGAGAGACCUCCCAAGUCAGUUCGGGAGAUGCUGGACCGGGCACAUGAGAAGGCCAACGCGGAGGAGGCUAACCGCUUGAAGAGCGCGCAGGAAAGGCUGAGGGAUGACAAGCGCAGAAGGGGCGUUGAUCAGAUGGAUGCUCGGCCCGGUCAGGGAAGGAAGAGCACUUAUGACCGCCUCCCCAGGAGCCGCCCAAUCGGAGGAGAUAAAUCCUGGACUACCCUCACCGCACCUCGAGCUCAGGUCCUCGCGGUGAUGGAACAGGAAGGGCUCUCCCGACCUCCUCGACCUUUGGUCGGGGACAAGAGCAGACGGGACCAGGGUCUGUACUGCGCAUAUCAUCGAGACGUGGGGCAUGAUACGGAGGACUGUCGUCACCUCAAGAAAGACAUCGAAAAACUAAUCAAACGAGGUCACCUUGGGCAGUUCAUACGAGAUGAACGAGCUGACCAGCAACGGGGAAGGCCCAGGUCGGAGCGCCCGAACUACCCCAAUGGCCGACCUCAAGGACCUCGCGGCCGAACUCCCAAGCAGGAAGCUCAAAACCUAGUUGGGGUGAUUAAUACUAUCGCCGGAGGACCUGUUGGAGGGGAUUGCCAUACAGCUCAGCGGCACAACCGUCCCUCUCCUACGGGGGAGAGCUCGAGCAGGCGAUUGAAAAUGUACGAGAAAAUUAUCUAUGGACCUGAAGAUGCAGUCCCUCUGGCCUCUAAUAAUCAUGAAGCAAUUGUGAUAGAGGUCAUCACCUGCAAUUACAAGGUGAAGAAAGUAUACAUAGACAAUGGAAGUGCCAUAGAUGUGCUGUAUUACAAGACUUUUAAGGAGCUACAGCUGGAGGAUAGACAGCUCGUUCCAGUCCAAACUCCGUUGAUCAGUUUUACAGGCCCUCCCGUAAGGCCGGAGGGAAUGAUAACCCUCAUGGUCACGGUGGGGGUAUCCCUAAGGUGCCGAACUGUUCUCGUAAACUUUGCGGUGGUGAAAGAGCCAUCGUCGUACAAUAUGAUCUUGCGGCGGCCUACACUGAAUGCCCUCCGAGCUGUUUGCUCCACCCUGCACCUCAGUAUGAAGUUUCCUACUCCUGCCGGAGUGGCAGAGGUGCUCGGGGAUCUGGAGGUGGCAAGGGCAUGCUACAUCGCCACUCUCAAGGGUAAGGAGAAAUUGGUGGCUCAAACAGUUUGUUUAGAGCCCUGGGAGCCCAUGGAGAAAGGGAAAGAAUUGGAGACAGACGAGGGAUUGGCCGAGCUGCCCGUCCACCCCGACCGACCUGAACGCACGGUAAAGGUUGGCACCUGCCUAGACGAGCUGACCAGAAGUUCUUUAGAAUCUCUCUUGGAAGAAUACGCUGAGAUUUUUCCUUGGAGUGCUGAUGACAUGCCAGGGAUCCCCACCGAACUGGCAGUCCAUAGGCUACACGUGGAUCCCAAUGUCUCACCUGUCAGACAGAAAAAGAGGAACUUUGCUCCCGAGAGAAAGGAGGUCGUCAAAAGCGAGGUGGGUAAAUUGUUGGACGCUAAGAUCGUCAAGGAAGUCUAUUACCCGACCUGGCUCGCCAACCCGGUGCUGGUCAAGAAGGAGGAAAGAGCUUGGAGGAUGUGUGUGGAUUUCACUAACUUAAAUAAGGCUUGCCCGAAGGACUGCUACCCACUCCCACGGAUUGACCAGCUCGUGGACUGA
Messenger RNA from Coffea arabica (coffee), 2607 nucleotides. RefSeq lists its product as uncharacterized. Lineage: Eukaryota; Viridiplantae; Streptophyta; Magnoliopsida; Gentianales; Rubiaceae. The record is from RefSeq and is a predicted model, not a curated record.